CAUCAAGAAGAAUGGUUCCAACUCUUUGGUGAAGAAAUCACGGUUGAGCAUCUCUUGAAAAAGUAAAGACAAAAUCUAAACCAACAAAAGGGAGGAGGAUAUGAUGAGAUUGGCCACAAAUGGGCGAUCGAGGUGGUGGGUGGUCGGUCUAUUGGCAUUGCUUUUGACAGUCAUGGCAGAACCAGUGACAUCCCAAAAGAUCGAUAGAAAUAACACAAUGAUCAGAUGGUAUUGUAGUUUUUACCAAGUCAUGAACGGGCCAUUUUUCCUCAGGAACCUCAAUACCACCUUUUCUAGCCUUAGAAAGCAGUUAUCUGAAACCAACAAAUACCACGCUGUUGCAAAGACUUUAAUCAAUGGCGAAUCGGUCUAUGGGCUAGCUUUAUGUAGAGAAUAUCUCUCCACUGCAGCUUGUCUAGCUUGUUUUGACACUGGUGUUGCUUAUAUGAAAGUAUGUGGCCUCGGCAAUGGUGCUCAUAUUUUCUACGAUGAUUGUGAGCUCAGGUAUGAGAACAAUGACUUCUACGAUGAGGCUAUCAUCAAAACUAGUGUUGGAAUAUGUGGCAAUACAACAUCAUCCCAUCCAAAGGAACUCCAAAAAACAGCAAGAGGGUUGUUUUCAGAUCUUCAGAUCGCAACACCAAAGACAUCAAAUUUCUUUGUUGCUUCUGCAAGGCAACUUACUGGCAGUAACGUAACAGUGUACGCUAUUGCACAAUGUAGUCGCAACUUAAGCCAAAGUGUUUGUGUGGAUUGUCUAAAGAUCAGACAUAGAUCAUUAGAUGGUUGUCUUCCUAAUACAUUUGGAAGGGCAAUUGAUAGUGGAUGUUUUAUGCGAUAUUCUGAAACUCCUUUUUUUGGAGUCAAUCAAACAACUGACAUCGCACCUUUCCUAAAGAAUGGAUCUUCGAGCAACUUGAGAUCCAUUAUUGGGGGAGUUGUUGGUGCUAUUGGUUUUCUGUUGUUUAUACUUGCCUUUCUCUUUUGGCAUCGUCGCUCAAGAAAGCCAUACAACCAUGGACAAGGUAAGUCAACUGGAGCAACUGAGAUGUUGCAAAGGCCCACUGCUUACACCUACAAAGACUUAAAAAUAGCAACAAAUAACUUUCAUGAAGAAAACAUAAUUGGAAGAGGGUCUGGUGAAGUUUAUAAGGGUGUUCUGAAGGAUGGAAAUACUGUUGCAAUAAAGAAAAUAGCCAUUGCAUCGAAGAGAGGAAAAGCAUACAUGGACGGUGAAAUCAAAAUCAUCAGUAAUGUUCAUCACCGGUAUCUUAUACGAAUCCUUGGAUAUUGUAGUAAAGGAUCUCACUUAUAUCUUGUCCUUGAGUACAUGGAAAAUGGUAGCCUUGACAAAUAUCUCUAUGGUGACAAACGUAGCAGCCUAAAUUGGAAACAAAGGUUUGAUAUAAUAUUUGGUACAGCCAGGGGUCUUGCAUAUCUACAUGAGCAGUACCAUGUUACAAUCAUUCACAGAGAUAUAAAAUCUAGCAAUAUUCUAUUGGACACUGAAUUUCAACCAAAAGUUGCAGAUUUUGGGCUAGUAAAACUAUUGCCAGAAGAUAAGACUCAUCUGAGUACCAAAGUUAUGGGAACCUUAUAUAAUGGCUAUAUAGCACCGGAAUAUGCAAUUAACGGACACUUAUCUGAGAAAGUUGAUACUUACAGCUUUGGUGUUGUCAUCCUUGAAAUCAUUAGUGGAAAGUGGUGCAACAACAAGAUAGAAAAUGAACCCAUCUCACUAAACUUCGUUGAGAAUGCAAGAAGUCUAUAUGAGAAUGAUAUGCAUUUGCAUCUUAUAGAUGCUACACUGGAUCCAAGUGAAUAUGCAACAGAAGACGCCAAGAAAGUCAUAGAGAUAGCCUUGAUGUGCACACAACCAACAACUUCAGCGAGACCAUCAAUGUCUGAAGUGGUUACACUUCUAAGUGAACGUUUACUUGAUGAAAGGCUUCUGAUGAGGUCUACAAUCAAUGAUCAUGCCCUGAGGAUUCAGGUAGACACCUCCAAGACCACUUCGACUCUCACAAGGAAAUUCGAAUAUGUCGUUGUAGCAAUCGAAGAAUCCAAGAAUCUGUCUGAUUUUUUGCUUGAAAGUCUCAUGGGAACGUUGCAGUCACAUGAACUGAGGAUGAAUCAGUUUGAUGCUCCUGUUCUUGAACAAGCAUUUCAAACUCAAUCUUCUUGGCAGACCGAUCAAACCAAGGAAGAUCAAUAUGAAGGAGGUUUUCACUCCCGUAAUCAGACUAGAGACUAUACGGUUGGUAUUGGCCAUCCAGCACAAAAUAACUGGAGUGUCCAUCAAAUGGACGUUAAAUCGGCGUUCUUAAAUGGGUUUCUAGAGGAAGAUGUGUACAUUGAACAACCCAGUGGUUAUGCCAAACAAGGGGAAGAACAUAAGGUUUGUCACUUGAAGAAGGCUCUUUACGGGCUAAAACAGGCCCCUAGGGACUGGUAUGCUCGAAUAGAAGGAUAUUUCAUAAAAGAGGGGUUCAAGAAGUGCACCUACGAACACACUCUAUUCAUAAAAUCACUCAGCAAUGAAGUUCUCAUAGUAUGCUUAUACGUGGAUGACUUGGUGGUCACAGGGAAUUCUCUUCACUUAAUUGAUGAUUUUAAGAAGUCAAUGAUGUUAGAAUUUGAGAUGACAGAUGUAGGUCCUCUUCAUUACUUCUUAGGUAUUGAAGUAACUCAAGAAGAAAACAAGAUUUUCAUGUCACAGAAGAAGUAUGCUAAUGAUUUACUUGGAAGGUUCAAUAUGCAUCAGGCUAUUCCAGCAAUCACUCCUAUGGAGUUCGGUCUGAAAUUAACUAAAGACUGCUCUGGUGAUCAUGUUGAUCUAACACUAUUUCGCAGCCUCAUUGGAUGUCUUAUGUACUUAACAACAACAAGGCCCAAUAUCAUGUUUCCGGUAAGUUUGGUUAGUCAUUUCAUGGAAAGUCCAAAGAAAAGUAAUUGGGAGGCUGGAAAAAGCAUUUUGCGUUUCAUUAAAGGAACAUUAGACCAUGGCAUCAUGUACACGAAAGUUAAAAAUCCGAGUCUGAAGGGUUACAGCGAUAGUGACUACGGAGGAAGUUUGGAUGACAGCAGGAGUACCACAGGAUUCGUUUUUAGCAUGGGUUUAGGGGCAAUAUCUUGGCAAUCAAAAAAACAAAAGGUUGUGGCUUUGUCUUCAGUAGAAAAUGAAUAUAUGGCCCUUUCCCUUGUAGGCUGCCAAGCUUUAUGGUUAAGAGGAAUUUUGGAAGAAAUGGGUAUGGCUCAAACGAAUGCUACAAAAAUCUUAUGCGAUAACAAGUCCGCCAUAGCCUUGACUAAAAAUCCAGUGUUCCAUGGAAAAAUUAAUAGUGUGGAUGAGGGCAACCAUUGUCUUGAAAAAUCGAAUGCCAUCCUCGAGAGGAAGUUGAAGAAUCUUUGUGACAAAGGGAUCAUGAUGGUUAAGGUGCAAUGGAAGCACCAUGGUGGUGCCAAUAGGGAAGGCGAAGAAAACAUGAAAGGACGUUAUCCCAAUUAA
Messenger RNA from Cynara cardunculus var. scolymus (artichoke), 3508 nucleotides. RefSeq lists its product as uncharacterized. NCBI's taxonomy places the organism in Eukaryota, Viridiplantae, Streptophyta, Magnoliopsida, Asterales, Asteraceae. Gene Ontology annotation, biological process: protein phosphorylation. Bases 101 to 3508 code for a protein of 1135 amino acids. The transcript is spliced from 12 exons. Gene Ontology annotation, molecular function: protein kinase activity; ATP binding. The record is from RefSeq and is a predicted model, not a curated record.